AUGGAGGAAAUUAGAAAGACUCUAGAGGAGAUUAAAACCAACAGGACUUUUCACUUGUGUGAAAAAGUUGAAGAAGCACCUCUCUCCCCUAUUCUCAGAAUGAGGGAGACUCACUCAUUUGUUAGGAAUGACGAGGUCAUUGGGAGGGACGAUGAUGAAAAGGCGAUUCUAAAACUUUUGUUGGAUGACACUGAAACCAUAGAGAAUGUUUCCCUCAUUGCCUUAGUGGGAAUUGGAGGCUUAGGAAAAACAACACUAGCUCAAUUCGUAUUUAAUGAUGAGGAGGUCCAAAAAUAUUUUGAUCUAAAAAUUUGGGUGUACGUUUCUAGGGAAUUCGAUGUGAAAUUGAUUGUUAGAAAAGUUAUUAAGUCGAUAACUGGUGAAAGCCUAGAGGAAAAUCCUGACAUGGAUAAAUUGCAAAAAAGAGUUCGAGAAGAAAUAAAAGGAAAGAGAUUCAUGCUUGUUUUGGAUGAUGUAUGGAAUGAAGAUGCCGAAAAAUGGCAUAAGUUAGAUAUAUUACUGAAAGGGGGUGCAAGUGGUAGUAGAGUUUUAAUAACUACUCGAAGUGAAAUGGUAGCUAAGAUAACAGGUGCAAGUCGAUUCCAUAAGUUGAGCGGUUUAGACACAGAGAAUUCUCUGACUUUAUUUCAAAAAACGGCCUUUUUAAAAGGAAAAGAGCCCAUGGUGAACUUAGAGGUUGCUAAAAUAGGAGAGGACAUUGUAGAUAAGUGCAAGGGAGUUCCUCUAGCCAUAAAGACAAUAGGAGGGUUAUUGUUUAAAAGAUUAGUGUGCUCUAAUGAUCCAAGAAAAGUGUUGAUGGGUUUUAAGCAGAAUGAACUUUCAAAAAUAGCUAAUCAGAAUGAAAGCGAUAGUGGCAUCUUACCUACCCUAAAGCUAAGCUAUAACAAUCUCCCCUCACAUUUAAAACGUUGUUUUGUGUACUGUGGAUUAUUUCCGAAAGGUUUUGACAUCCAAGUGCAGACAUUGAUAAAUCAAUGGAUAGCGCACGAGUUUGUUAAACCCCAAGACAACAAUUACAGAUCAUGUCUCGAAGAUCUCGGUUAUAAUUAUUUCAUGGAGUUACUUAUGGGCUCCUUUUUCCAAGAGCCAAAAGAAGAUAUACUAGGUACUAUACAUUCUUGUAAAAUACAUGACCUCAUGCAUGAUCUUGCAAUUUCAAUUGCAGGAAAGGGAAUCAUCACUUUAGAUGAAAGUUCAUGUAAUUAUGUAGAGAUGGAUAGUUCCAAGUUAGAUGGACAUGGGGAAAGUUCUUUUGGCAGAGCUCUUCAUAUGUUUGUUGAUUUUAACUCCCUUGGAUCAUGCCAAAUUCCACCAGCCUUGUUGGAUCAAAAAGAGAUGCGCACAUUUAUUUCACCCAACUCUGAGCCAUUACGGUCCUCAGAUUGUGAUGCUUUUUUGUUAAACUUUAAGUCUCUACGCACAUUUAUGUUAUGUUCGGUGUAUGAUAAGAAAAUGCCAAAGGGACUGGGUGACUUAAAACACUUGAGAUAUCUUGAUCUUUCAGGAUAUUGUAACAUUACGACGCUCCCAAAUUCCAUAACGAGAUUGUAUAAUUUACAAACAUUGAUACUCCUGGGAUGUAGUAACCUUAAAAGUUUACCUCAAGGUCUACAAAACUUAAUCAAGUUGAGGCAUCUUAAGAUUGAGGGAUCGUAUCUUUUAGAUCAUAUGCCUCGUGGGAUUGGUGAGUUGACUUCGCUUCACACAUUAGAUUUGUUUUUAGUGGGCGGCAACAACAAAGUCGUGUCCAAACAAAGUGGCGGGCUCGGUGAAUUGUGCAAGCUUAACAACUUGCAUGGCCAUUUAACCAUUAAAUUUUUGGGAGAUAAUGAAAGCGUUGCAUCUGAUUCAGUAGCCGCAUGUUUGAAAGACAAAGAACAUCUUGAAUCCUUAAGGUUGAGAUGGUCGAGAUCUCCUGAUAAUGUAGAUGCUAUCAAUAAUGCUGAAAUGGUAUUAGAUGGCUCACAACCACCUAAAAAUCUAAAAGUUUUGGAAGUGUACGAGUACCCAGGAGAGAGAUUUUCCAAUUGGCUGUCUUUUCUCACUAAUCUUGUCCGAUUGGACAUAUCUUUUUGUGGAAGAUGCCAAUAUCUACCUCCAUUGCACCGUUUAUCCUCACUUCAACAACUUAGACUGGUCAAUUUGCGGGCUCUAAAGUACGUGUCAAAUGUGGAGUGGAACAUGAAGAGUUAUAAUCACUUAUCCACCUCAUCCAAGUCUUCAACAAUAUCGUUCUUCCCAUCCUUAAGAACACUGCACAUUAAAGGGUGCUACAACCUGAGAGGAUGGUGGCCUAACCAAAUAUGGGAAUCAAAUGAAGUGGUAGGAGCAAUAGCAGAACAUCAACAUCAAAAACCUUCAUUCGUUAAUCUUUCCCGUCUUGAAAUAUCUGGUUGCCCCAAUCUGAAAUUUAUGCCACCAUUUCCAAGUGUUGAGAACCUAGAACUGUAUCGUACAAGCUCAAUGAUAUUACAAAAUACUAUUAUGUUGGAGAAUGUGGCAGCAACAUCAGAGUGUUCUACCUCCCCUCCUCUCUCCAAAUUAAAGCAUUUGAGUGUCGCUUGUGUUCAUGAUUUAGAAAGUUUUCCAGAGGCAAUGGACAAUCUAUUAUGUCUUCAGUAUCUGGAAUUCAAUAAUUGUUCUAAGUUGGCAUCAAUUACCGAGGGGAUAGGGAAACUAGUAUCUCUUCAGUCGCUUGGAAUUAUUUUCUGUCGUAGUUUGGCAUCACUAUCGGAAGGGAUAUGCAACCUCACAUCACUUGAGCAUCUCAAAAUUAUCAACUGUCCUAGUUUGACAUCACUUCCAGAGGGGAUAGGCAACCUUAAAUCUCUACAAUCACUUAAAAUCAAGGAUUGUACUAAUUUGACCUCACGGUUAGAAGGGAUAGAUAGCCUCACAUCACUUGGAGAUCUUACGAUUGCAAAAUGUACUAGUCUGACGUCUCUUUUGGAAGGGAUAGGCAGCCUCUCAUUACUUAGAGUUCUUUCAAUCGAUGAAUGCAGUAGUUUGACCUCACUUCCACAAGAGAUAGGCAGCCUUUCAUCACUUACAAAUCUUAAAAUCGAAAGAUGUGUGAAUUUGAUCUUGCUUCCAGAAGGGAUAAACAACCUCUCAUCACUUAGGGAACUUAAAAUUGAAGGAUGUACCAGUUUGACCUCACUUUCAGAAGGGACAAGUGGCCUCUCAUCACUUAAGUAUCUUAUACUUAAAGGUUGUACGAGUUUGACCUCAAUCCAAGAAAGGAUUGGCUGCCUCCCAUCACUUGAAGAUCUUACAAUUGUGAGAUGUACUAGUUUGACGUCACUUCCAGAAGGGAUAAGUAGCCUCUCAUUACUUCGAGCUCUUACAAUUCAAGAAUGUACUAGUUUAACCUCACUUCCAGAAGGGAUAGGCAAUCUCUCAUCACUUAGAUAUCUUAAAAUAGAACGAUGUACCAGUUUGACAUCAAUUCCGCACGGGAUAUGCAACCUCCCAUCUAUCAAGUUGGUAAAUGGUCAACGUUAUGAUGAUAUGCCUUUAGAUGGAUUAGUUGACUACCUCCUAGAUGCACAAAAGCGUUGUAGGAUUUUUCCCCACCGCUUAUAUGAACGAAGGAGAUAA
Messenger RNA from Morus notabilis, 3621 nucleotides. Its product is annotated as putative disease resistance protein RGA4. The record is from RefSeq and is a predicted model, not a curated record. The transcript has a single exon. Bases 1 to 3621 code for a protein of 1206 amino acids. NCBI's taxonomy places the organism in Eukaryota, Viridiplantae, Streptophyta, Magnoliopsida, Rosales, Moraceae. Gene Ontology annotation, molecular function: ADP binding. Gene Ontology annotation, biological process: defense response to fungus.